Molecule: messenger RNA, 2151 nt
Organism: Eruca vesicaria subsp. sativa (arugula)
Lineage: Eukaryota; Viridiplantae; Streptophyta; Magnoliopsida; Brassicales; Brassicaceae
Source: the annotation of a GenBank genome assembly
AUGUCUAGCUUCCUUGGAAAAUUAUCUCCAGCCAAACGUAACAAUGACCUUCCUCUGUUUCAUUCAAACCAGACUUCAAUGGAGCCUCAGAGAUCUCCAAGAGACACGCCUAGAGUCACUGCCACACUCGCUGAGCUUCUCAUGAAUCAUGUGGAGGAUUCAAGGAAUGAUCAACGAGCUUUAGAAAUGGCCUCACAGUCCACUUCUUCAGCAUCUUCUAUAUCAUCUUCCCCGUUUGUUCUUUCCUUCAAAGACUUAACCUACAGCGUCAAGACACGCAAGAAGUGUCACCCUUUUGCUACAAACGAUUCUGCCACCAACACUAAGAUACUACUAAACGGUAUCUCAGGGGAAGCCCACGAAGGAGAGAUGAUGGCUGUUCUUGGAGCAAGCGGGUCAGGUAAAUCAACACUCAUCGAUGCAUUAGCCAACCGUAUCUCCAAAGACAGUCUCAAAGGCUCCAUCACCUUAAACGGUGAAGUUCUUGAAUCAAGACUCCAGAAAGUCAUAUCAGCUUACGUGAUGCAAGACGACCUUCUCUUUCCCAUGCUCACCGUUGAAGAAACUCUCAUGUUCUCAGCAGAGUUCAGGCUCCCACGUUCACUCUCCAAGACCAAGAAGAAAGCUAGAGUACAAGCUUUGAUCGACCAGCUAGGGCUAAGAAACGCUGCAAGAACCGUGAUUGGUGAUGAAGGACAUAGAGGCGUGUCUGGAGGAGAAAGGAGACGUGUUUCAAUAGGGAUAGACAUAAUACAUAACCCUAUUAUACUCUUUCUUGAUGAGCCAACCUCAGGGCUUGACUCUACAAGCGCUUACAUGGUUAUCAAAGUGCUUCAGAGGAUAGCACAGAGUGGUAGUAUAGUUAUCAUGUCUAUACAUCAACCUAGUUACAGAAUCAUGGGGCUGUUUGAUCGGUUAAUCUUCUUGUCUAGAGGAAACACUGUCUUCAGCGGCUCUCCGACACAUCUCCCUCGGUUCUUCUCAGAGUUCGACCACCCUAUACCUGAACACGAGAACAAAACAGAGUUCGCGCUAGACCUAAUCCGAGAGCUUGAAAACUCACCAGAAGGAACUAAGAAGCUUGUCGUGUACCACAAGGAAUGGCGUGCGAAGCACGCAAACAUUGGCAAUACAAAAAACAACGUCUCUCUCAAAGAAGCAAUCACCGCGAGUGUCUCUAGAGGGAAACUUGUCUCCCAAGAAACAAAUUACGCAAACCCUUUCUGGAUAGAAAUGAUAGUCAUAGCUAAACGUGCUAUACUUAACUCGACGAGACAACCAGAGCUUUUAGGUAUGCGUUUCGGAGCUGUUAUGGUCACAGGAAUCAUCUUAGCCACAAUAUUCACGAAACUCGACACUUCUCCCAAAGGAGUCCAAGAACGUCUAGGGUUCUUCGCCUUCGCAAUGUCCACAACGUUCUACACAUGCGCAGAAGCCAUCCCUGUCUUCUUACAAGAACGUUACAUAUUCAUGAGAGAAACCGCUUACAACGCGUACCGAAGAUCCUCCUACGUCCUCUCACAAUCCAUAAUCUCAAUCCCUUCACUCAUCUUCCUCGCGGCAAGCUUCGCAGCCACCACUUACUUCGCGGUGGGACUCGCUGGUGGCGCUAGUGGCUUCCUCUUCUUCUUCCUCACGAUCUUGGCUUCCUUCUGGGCGGGAAGCUCGUUUGUAACGUUCUUAUCCGGCGUCGUUUCGAAUGUAAUGCUAGGUUUUACCGUCGUUGUAGCGAUCUUGGCUUACUUCUUACUCUUCUCUGGCUUCUUCAUCUCUCGUGAUCGUAUCCCUCUCUACUGGAUAUGGUUUCAUUACCUUUCGCUUGUGAAGUAUCCUUACGAAGGGGUUUUGCAGAACGAGUUUGAAGAUCCGACCAAGUGUUUUGUUAGAGGGAUUCAGAUGUUUGAUAACUCGCCGCUUGGGGGAGUUUCGAACGAUGUGAAAGUGAGUUUGCUGAAGAGUAUGAGUGGUGUUUUGGGGGUUAAUGUGACGGCGGAGACGUGUGUGACGACGGGGAUUGAUAUUUUGAAGCAGCAAGGGAUCACGGAGAUUAGUAAAUGGAAUUGCUUGUGGAUCACGGUAGCUUGGGGGUUUUUCUUUAGGGUUUUGUUUUAUUUCACGCUCUUGAUUGGGAGUAAAAACAAACGGAGGUGA